AUGAACAACCGAAAACUUCUCCAAGAACUAAAUUCCAACAACCAAAACUCAACAUGUUAUGAUUGUGGUCCAACAUGUCCAUACAAAUGUAGCUACCCUGAAUACUACUGGCCGCCACAACCGCCGCCAUUACCACCACAAACCACCCAUAUAUCACCUUAUGUUAUCAUCAUUGUAGCCUUGCUUGGAAGUGCUUUUCUUUUUAUAAGCUACUACCUUAUUAUGGUAAGAUGUUGUACACGUUUUCGACGAUCCACACAAUUCUCAAGUGAAUUAGAAGAGUUUUCGGAUCAAGAUCACACGGGUGAAGUUGAUAAUCCUAUUUGGUACAUCACUACCAUUGGGCUUCAACCUUCGGUGAUUAACACAAUUAGCGUGAUCAAGUUUAAAAAAGACGAUAGUUUGAUAGAUGGAACGGAUUGUUCAGUUUGUUUAAGUGAGUUUCAAGAUGAUGACAUGUUGAGAUUGUUGCCAAAAUGUAACCAUGCAUUUCAUAUACCGUGUAUUGAUACGUGGUUAAGAUCACAUACAAACUGCCCUCUUUGUCGUGCUGGUGUGUUGUCUAAUAGUUUGAGUGCGGUUUUGAGUCCUGAUGAUAGGAGUUUUUCUCGAAGGACUGGAUCAAAUCGACUUACUACUUACCAAAUCGAGAAUGAUAGUGAUUUGGAUAGGAAUCAUGUGCAAGAAUCUAGUGAAGUUUUUGAAGAUAUAGAUGAUUCAAAGAGUGAAUAUGAGUCGGUAACGGCGGGAGGAAGAUCAUUUUCCAUGGAUUAUUCAACAGCAGUUGAUGCUGAGAUUGUUGUUGGGGAAGUUGAAGGAUUUAUUGGCGAUUCGCCACGUGUAACAGUUGCCCAAUGGUUGAUAAAGUUAGUCAUCGUGAAUCCAUCCGCGACUUUGUGUGAUAUGGACACAGCCACUGCGACCCCACCACACGAAAAAUGGGUCAGUUGGGCCUCUAGCAUAUUUGGACUGGAUUUAUUAAAAGCACAACGAAGCCCAUUAGGAAUAAGUUUGUUAAUUAUUGUUUCAUCUACGUUUCUUUUGAGAAUGAAUUCAUUGAGUGAUAUGUCAAUAGAAGCUUCUAAGAAUUCAAUUCCUUCAUCAUUGCAAUUGAUGUAA
Molecule: messenger RNA, 1119 nt
Organism: Erigeron canadensis
Lineage: Eukaryota; Viridiplantae; Streptophyta; Magnoliopsida; Asterales; Asteraceae
Product: RING-H2 finger protein ATL54-like
Exons: 2
Coding region: 1-1119 (372 amino acids)
Biological process (GO): protein ubiquitination
Molecular function (GO): transferase activity
Source: RefSeq, a predicted model, not a curated record